Molecule: messenger RNA, 516 nt
Organism: Botrytis porri
Lineage: Eukaryota; Fungi; Ascomycota; Leotiomycetes; Helotiales; Sclerotiniaceae
Exons: 4
Coding region: 1-516 (171 amino acids)
Source: RefSeq, a predicted model, not a curated record
AUGCCAAAAGUUAUGAGCCGUGUCAUCUCUCUAUGUCAACUCGAUGAUGCAAUGCGAUUUGAUUGUUGUACCAUAUGCACACCAGGCAACGAAAUUGAACCUACAUCCGCUGCACCAAUUCCGAAGACAAUUAUCACAAAGAUGUCAUGCGCGGACCACUUUCCAUGUACUCUCACAAAACCUUAUUCUCAAGAAUUUGGUACGAAUAUUGAGUGCACCUCGUCGACUGCUCUCGCAGAGCUGGCGGCUAUCGUGUUCCCCUUCGCCAGGUUCCCAACGCCUUCAUCUCAAAAGUUUCCACGAUGGUCAAUUUCACCUCGCGACAGCUCUCGCAGGUGUGUGCUCUGCCUGCCUUUAUCGGUAUCAGAAUCACCUCACGACAGCUCUCGCAGAGCUCGUGGCUGUUGUGUUCCUAUUCGUCCAGGUUCCCAACGCCUUCAUCAAGUUUCCAGCAUAGCGCGGACAUCGUGGACAAGCAUUUCAUCCACGGCGAUUAGCGGCGAUAUAGCAAAGUAA